GUAUGUCUGCUAAGCAAGACGAUAGCGUGAAAGGCGUGGACUCUUCUGAUAAUAAUGCUGAUCUGGACAAUAAUCAGUUGAUUGAAACGGCUGUUAAAUUUCUUCGAAAUCCUAAGGUACAGAAGACGCCGAUCAGCCAACGGAAAGCAUUUCUUAAGAAGAAAGGUCUUUCCGACGAGGACAUAGAGAAGGCAAUACAAGUAUCUGGUGUCAGUAGUCAUCACUACGAGCAUUCUCAUUUACUGGUUCCUCCUCCGGUUCCUUUGCCACCUCAAGGAUAUCGAUUUCAAGAUUUUGUUCUUACUUCAUUGUUAGCAGGAGGAGUGGCAUAUGGUCUUUAUGCUCUAGUCAAGCACUGGAUUAUACCACGAUUUAUGCCACGUCUUCAAGCGAGAGAAGAACAAAAGGAUCGUGUGGAUAGUCUGGAGAGAUGUGUUAGUACUCUACAGGCUAGCAAUGAUCAGACAUUGCAGAAGUUGCAGACCACUCUUUCUGGAAUUCAGGAGUUGCUAACAAGACAGGAGAGAACUCUGGAAAGUGUAACACAAGAAGUCACUUCUUUACAGAGGGGAGUUACAAAUGGUGCUGAGAUCUACGCUGUCCAGGAAUUGAAGUCAGAAAUAAUGUCAUUGAAAGGGCUGAUGCUCAACAGGAGUCAGUUCGCUCCUCCUCCUCGACUGUCUCCUCUCAAUUCAGGACGAACGGCCAUACCAUCUUGGCAAAUCUCGAAGCCUGAGGCUAACGCAUCCAGUAAACAAUUGACAGAAGAGGAAAAACUAGAGACAAACCAAACGAGUAUGAAAGCCAACAACGACAAUGAAGAAGAGAGCGAACACGAUGCCACAGUCGGUGAUGUAUCACUCAUGGACUCGGCUGUCGAACGAUCCGCUACCGACCAACAAUCGCAUUCGGCUGAGACACAAAAGGAAGACACUUUAUAGCGAUACAGUACCACCUUUAUCACACACAAUAGCGUGGAAAUAUUUGCUAAUUAUAAUUUGAUAAUUAUAAUUGAAAUUAAUUAAGGAUUUCGAGGUUCACUUGUACUAUUGUUGUGUAUAUGUAUGAGUUUGAUCAGACUUGGCUAGGAACAACUACAGUAACAUAUGAAACUACUAGCAAGUCGAACCACAUAGAAAAUGC
Molecule: messenger RNA, 1143 nt
Organism: Corticium candelabrum
Lineage: Eukaryota; Metazoa; Porifera; Homoscleromorpha; Homosclerophorida; Plakinidae
Product: peroxisomal membrane protein PEX14-like
Exons: 9
Coding region: 3-941 (312 amino acids)
Biological process (GO): protein import into peroxisome matrix, docking
Cellular component (GO): peroxisomal membrane; peroxisomal importomer complex
Molecular function (GO): signaling receptor binding
Source: RefSeq, a predicted model, not a curated record